UUAAAAAAAAAAAACGUCAGCAGGCGAUGUUAGAUUUGCUAGAGUUGUCCGGUAAACGAGCGUAGGAUUUAAAAUUUCAAACAACUUAAUUUUGGAUUGGAUUUAAUAUAUAGAUUUAUUUUUAUAACAGUAUAUCUUAAUAUAAUAAAUUACCGUUUUCUAUUCGCUAUGGAACCUAUGGCUUUGGGUAGCCCCACACAUUCUCCUUCAGGAAGUCCAAACGUGGGCUACUUGCCCCCUUUUUUGUUAGGUGAAAUAAAUCCCCCAACAACACCUCGAACAAACAGCUUAUCGCCAACAAAGGGAAGAAGUCUUGCUUUUGGUUCACCAACAAGUCCAUCUCAGACUUCCACACCCGAUCAAAAAGUUUAUCGUCAGAGUAUGUUAAUGCACCAACAAGCAAUAUAUAAUCAGCAACACGUAUUUUCAAACAUUCCAUCGUCACCCAAUGUUUCAUUCUCUACCAAACCAAGUGGACCUCCUAUUGAAGACCUAUUUGAUACUAUUAAGUCUGAACCGUCAAUCAAUAAGUCACUUUUUCAAGAUCACAGCUUUGUUGGAUAUGGUAACAACAAUUCAUUUCUACAGAACUCAAAUGUAAAUAAUGCUUCAGUGAAUAACCAUUCUUUGACGUCACAAUGGCAAGAUGGAUGUCAAGAAAUAGAUGAAUAUUGGAUCACAGUAUUUGGGUUUCCUCCAAAUGCUGCAAAUACUGUACUGGCCAGAUUUAGCAAUUGUGGAGCUAUUUUAGAUAAGCAAUACCCAACUCAGGGUAACUGGGCACACAUCAGGUAUGCUACUAGAGCAGAGAAAGAGAGAUCACUAGCUUUAAAUGGGAGACAAAUAUUACCUGGUAUCAUGGUGGGAAUUGUUGAAUGUAAAGAUCCACCUAGGAUAAGUGCUCCAAGCCCUGGUGCAUUCCCAGAAAGACAAUCAACUCAAGCAAGAUCUCUGUGUCCUACUCCAAUGUCACAAGCCCCAGUGCCACAACGGUCAAGUGGACUGAUAUCGAAAGCAUUGGACUAUGUUCUCAGUUGGUGACAUAAAAUUAAAAUGAGGUCUUUAUUAAAGAUUAACCUAGGUCUGUUAUAAAACUCUAAACAGAAAAAAGUUGUUUUGUAAGUAGCUUUUUAGGUUGUUUCUAGAAUAUGGGCAUAAAUUUCAAUGUUUUUCUUUUCAAUUAAAAAGUAUUUAAUAUGCACAAUAUUAAUUAGUUGCUAAUAAUCAAAUUUUGUGACAUCUUUCAUUUUGGGUUUUCAUAAUUUAUGAUUAGUGAUUUGACUGGCUUCUAUCAGAGGUCUAUAUAGUUUAGGGACAGGGACCCUACUGAUACAAGAAAACAAAUUGUUAAUAACAAAAUACAAUUUAAUAUGGAACAACUUAAGUCCGAUAUCUUGAAAAUCAGAAAUUAAAAAAAAUUAAAUGAA
Molecule: messenger RNA, 1427 nt
Organism: Pieris brassicae (large cabbage white)
Lineage: Eukaryota; Metazoa; Arthropoda; Insecta; Lepidoptera; Pieridae
Gene: Nup35
Product: nucleoporin Nup35
Exons: 4
Coding region: 169-1041 (290 amino acids)
Biological process (GO): nuclear pore organization; NLS-bearing protein import into nucleus; regulation of DNA-templated transcription
Cellular component (GO): nuclear membrane; nuclear pore central transport channel; nuclear pore nuclear basket
Molecular function (GO): structural constituent of nuclear pore; single-stranded DNA binding; phospholipid binding
Source: RefSeq, a predicted model, not a curated record